AGAUCCACCGAUGCUAGGCUAACUACCUUUAGCUGCCGGGAGCGGACAUGUUGUACCGACCCCUCCUUGGAUAAACAUUGUUUUAAGCGGGGAAUCGGGUACUGGGGAAAGGCUAGGGGGACCGGGACCAUGGAGGCCGUCAACGCCUUUAACCAGGAGUUAUUCUCCCUGAUGGAAUCCAAGCCCCCGAUCUCUCGGGCGAAGAUGAUAUCCAUCACCAAAUCAGCCAUCAAAGCUAUGAAACUCUACAAACAUGUGGUCCAGAUUGUGGAAAAGUUCAUUAAGAAGUGCAAGCCUGAGUACAAGGUAGCAGGUCUGUAUGUGGUGGACUCCAUUGUUAGGCAGUCCAGACACCAGUUUGGAGCAGACAAGGACGUGUUUGGCCCAAGAUUUACCAAAAACAUCACAGGAACCUUUGAGAACCUCUGCCUUUGCCCUGUAGAGGACCGGAGUAAGAUUGUGCGAGUGUUGAACCUGUGGCAGAAGAAUGGGGUGUUCACGAUCGAGAUUAUUCAGCCUCUCUUGGACAUGGCAGCUGGUUCUGGCAGUGCUGCAGCUCCGUACACAUGCACAGAUGAGCCAGGUUCUUCUCCACCUCCAGCCAAAGAGCCGGUUACUGCAGUAACGGCAAACUCCACCAUAACACCCACUGCUCAGCUGCAGAACUCCGAUGCCUUUGCUGCUGUGGCACAACUCUUCCAGUCGUCACAGGGUCAGCAGCUUCAACAGAUGCUGCAGAACUUUCAGCAGCAGCCGGUGAAGCCCGACAUCCCCACUCAGCCUCCUCUUCAUAUGAGCCACAUACAGGCUCAAAACAUCAACCCUGUCCUGGGCAUCAGCACUUCACAGCCUCCCCUGCACACUCAGCCCACGCAGCAGAAAUCUGCCUUUGACACGAAAUUGCUUGACCGUUUUGACUAUGAUGAUGAGCCAGAAGUUGGGGAGGAAACAAAGAAGGAUGACACUGCAUCUCAGCCCUCCUUUAUUCAGCAGCCUCCAGGCUUCCCACAACAGCACAUGGAGCACUUUAAACCACAGAUGAUGAACAUGUCACAAGAUCACUUGCAACAGGUUCCACUCCCUCCUAAUGGCCAGCUCCAGGCCUAUGGUUUACCACCAGGACAAAACUUCCCAGGUAUCAUGCCUCCUAUGGGGCAUGUUCAUCCUGGGCAGCCCCUCCCUGGUUCCACUGGGCCUCCAGGUUUCCCAGGAGUAUUUCCUCCACACAAUGCUGCCCAGCAACAACAGGAUUUGUCGAUGGAUGCAGACCUUUCAUCUAUGAGGGAUGGCAGACACGGUCAAAGGUCGCGCUCCGGCUCUCGGUCUCCAAAGCGGAGGAGGUCACGGUCUAAUUCCCGCACACGGCGGUCGAGGCACAGGCGUUCCCGCUCGCGCUCCAGAGAGCGGCGUCACCGUUCCCCACGCUCUCGCUCGCAGGACCGCAGGGAGAGAGAGAAGGAGAGAGAGAAGGAGCGAGAGCGACGGCAGAAAGGCCUCCCACCAUCCAAGAGCGAGACGCUAAGCAUUUGCAGUACGACUCUCUGGGUGGGCCAGCUCGACAAGAGAACACAACAGCAAGAUGUUGCAUGUUUACUGGAGGAGUUCGGGCAGAUAGAAUCCAUCAAUAUGAUCCCUCCACGCGGAUGUGCCUAUAUAGUUAUGAUACAUAGGCAAGAUGCCUACAGGGCCCUUCAGAAGCUUGGCAGAGGAUCUUACAAAGUUAAUCAAAAAUCCAUCAAGAUUGCUUGGGCUUUGAACAAGGGCAUAAAGCCUGAGUUUAAACAGUUCUGGGACGUGGAGCUGGGUGUCACUUACAUACCUUGGUCUAAAGUCAGGGAUGAUCAGUUGGAGGAGCUAAAAGAAGGAGGAACACUGGAUGUAGAGACAUUAUCACCAGAAUGGAGUGGGAUGAGGAAGAUUUUAGAUCUUCCAGAGGAACUGAACCACAAUGGCCGUUCAGAGCCACAGGAGGAGACACAGAUAUUACCUGUGCCUACUGCAGCUGCUCCUCUUGCACAGGUUCCACCAAUGCAGCCGCCAAUGAUUGGUGUGGGUUCCCUCCAGCCUCCUGUCUUUCCUGGACCCAUGGGCAUGCUCCCUCCUUCCUUCCCCCCAGGUGUCCCCCCUCCGCCUUUCAUCAGACCUGGCUUCAACCCCAUGCAGAUGCCUCCAGGUUUCCUUCCCCCUGGUGCGAUGCCUUUAGGUCCCCCGCCUGCUGUCAAAGGUGGAGUUGAGGACCAACCUCUGGACCCGGCAAGUCUGGGUAUCAGGAAAAACGAUGAAGGCUCAGAGGGUCCCAACAUCUUCAACAAUCAGAUGGCCCCUAUGGGUAAUCAACUAGGUGCACCACCAGGUGGUCUUUCAGGUAUACCUCCAGGUGGUCCCCCAGGAAGCAUCCAACCUCCCACUGGUGGCCUGCUUGGUGCACGGCCUGGUAUAAUCCCACUGCAGCGUCCUCCUGUUCCUCCACUACCACACAUGCAGCGUUUCCCUCCACCCCAUGUGACACGACCUCCUCACCCCAACAUGCCCCCUAUGCCCCCACAGAUGUUACCAAGGGGGCCCCACCCUCAGCCCCUUGCACCCAAAGGAGGUUUUGGGAUGCUGCCUCCCCUCAACAUACGUGCUUCUUUCCCCCCACAUGGGCACGGGCCUCUUCCUCAGGUUUCUCUUCCUCAAGUUUCUGUUCCUCAAGUUUCUCUUCCUCAAGUUUCUCUUCCUCAAGUUCCUCUUCCUCAAGGUCCUCCUCCUUUUAUCAGACCAGGAGGACCUCAUGGCUUGGAAGGACCAGAAGAAACGGAUGGCAGACCUUUUAGGGGAGAAAGACCGGGAUUCAGGGACCGAGAGCCAGACAGGGAGAGAGACUGGGAUCGGGACAGGGACAGAGAGAGAGACCGGGGUUUUGGAGGUGGAAGGCGAGCAUUUGGUGAUGGAGCGAGGGGUGGUGAUGGAGCGAGGGGUGGUGAUGGAGGGAGGGGAGCGGGUGGAGAUGGAGCGAGGGGUGGUGAUGGAGGGAGGGGAGGGGGUGGUGAUGGUGGCAGGGGAGCGGGUGGUGAUAGAAUGGAGGGGAGGGACAGGCUUGGAGGCUGGCAGGAAGACGGAGGCAAUCACCGAGGAGGAUGGGAGAGAGAUCGGGAUCGGGACAGAGACCGUGAUCGGGACAGAGACCGACGAGACUGGAGGGAGAAGCGAAGCAGUCUUGACAGGGACAGGGAACGAGGGAGGGGUGAUAACGGGGAAAGGGAUCAUGGGAAGGGGGAAGGAGGAGAACGAGGAAGGGGAGACAGAGGGAGUCGAGAGCGAGAGAGAGGGAGAGGAGCAGAGGGGAAAGAAGGAGACAGGCCCAGGCGAUCAGAGCGGCGAGAGAGGAUCUCGCGGUGGGACAGGGACGAUCGACUAGCCGAACUGGAAAACAUGGAAUUUCGGACCUCUAACAGCACAGAGAAACCCUGUGUGACUCCUGCGCCUACUGUGGAAGCCAGUCAAAAACCCAGUGAGGAAGCUUCUCAACAAAAGCCAGACUCAGAACUCCUAGCUCCGCCCCCCGAGGCAACUGCUGCUGCAAAAGAGCCGGUGCCUACUGAGCCUUUACCUUCAGUUCAGAGUGAAACUACAGACAUAAAACAGGAAGCAGCAUCAUAGACUGGCUCAGACUGUUCCUAAUCGCCAGACAUUGCUGCUGAGAACCACUGAAAGAUGACCCAGGUGUUUGUCACCAUGGUAACCAGUCUCAACUCCUGGAAAGAAUAAUAACUAGCCACAGUUUAUCACAUGGGGUUUGUUAGUUUCUGGGAAGAAACACAUUUCUUGAAAGCAAACAUCUCCCACACAUAGAAUUUACUGUUUUUACGGUCAAGUUUCAUUUUGCAUCCUUGUCUCAAACCAAAAGAACACAAUGAGAGAGAGAGUCAGUUUGGGGGCAAAGUGAUGCAGUAAUGCAUUGGUUGUGACCACUAAUGUUUCUCCUCACAUGUGAUAAUGUUGCUCUGUCCACCAGAGCUUAAUGUCGGCGUCCGUUUUAUGUUUUUACUCAAAUUGGUUCAAAGAUGGCAAACAAAUUAUGUUUAUGGCACCACUUUCGUUCAAGGCCUCAUCCUUUCACCCCUCAACAUAGCAAAUCCAUUCAUUUUUAAAUUCAUAUGUUUUUAUUUGCUAAAAGAGUCACGUCAAACACUGAAUAUCUUGAGCAUUUCUGUUAUAAAAGAAGCAUCCUUUCUUUUAUUUUAUUUUCAUCCUGUCUUGCCUGAAGGGCACAGCUUUGAAAGGACUAUGGUGGCCUUAAAACCUAUUCAAGAUACUAGGUAAUUGGAUGCUGGCCAUAUGAUUUAAACAACAUAUUCCUUUGUGUUUGGUAAACUUCCCAGAAUGUUACCAAAGUCUAUCCCUAUUUGUGACAUAUGCACAUUUUCUGGCCAACACCUUGAGUCUUUAAAAAUCACUUUGAAGACAUGGUUUUAAUUUGAUUAAGGUAUCAAUUCCAUCAGUACUGAGACUUAUAAAGGCACUAGCUCACAUGGUACCUGAAUCUAACAGGGAUUAUGUUCAGUUUCCUUUCAAAAAUGUAACACUUUCAUUCUCAUUAUUUUGAACAUGACUCAACGAUACCUAACAUUUUUGACAAACUGUGUCAUUUUAUAACAAAACUGUCGUGAGAAUCUUUUAAUGCUAUUGUUUGGUUACAUAUAUUGAGCAGUGGCAUAGGGAAACUGAAUGUCCGAGAGGCAUUUCAGAUGAGUGAUUUCAACAUUAGGAAUGAAAGAAUCCCAGGUUUCUUGUGGCAUAGCUCCCUUGGAAUAUUUAAGAAAUAAUCAAUUUUGAUGCCAUUAGAUAAUCAGACUUUGUUUCAGAAGUCAGUGGGAACUAAAUGUGGAGAUGUUAUGCAAAAAUUCAACUCAGUUUUCCCAUUAAUACCCUCUUCAAUAACUUACAAAUUUUUAUUUUGAAAUGAAAUGUUUAGGUCAUUUUUUAAACAUUUACAUCUUGAAAGUGCUGUUGAAAAAACGUCACGUGUACAACCAAGUAAUUAUUUCUGCUGUCUAAAUUUAAUGCAGUUGUCUAAAGGUGUGUAUUUUAUGUUAACAAAAUAAAGCAAAGUCCUUUUUUUUUGUCAAUCCAACUGAAGUACGUCCAGCCCAAGUUAUCUUUAUCUAUUGUACUCAACAAAAACAAGCGUAACUCCAGGUGCCAGCUCGGUCAUUUUGUAUAAAUAUAAGUUAGUAAGUGGUAAUGUGAUCUUUCCCUGUGCGUACUGAAGGAAGGGGGAAUUACCUUGGCUCAGAUGAAUUAUGUUUUGGAAUCUUUAUCGAUUUGUCUCGUAUAUGUGUCAAACUUUGAUAUAAAUUACUUUUGGCCACAUGAGAAUUCAUUUUUCUUUGGUUUUUGACAAACACAGCCUUCACACUUGGUGUCCAUAUCACUGAAGACAUAUUGUGUCUGAUAUUAUUUUACUUUUUUAACAUCUCACGCCCAUGGUCUGCAAGCUCAAGUCUUGUUCUGUAGUCGUUCUAACGCAGAGACACCAAGGGCUAAGCUUAAGUGAUGAAUUGAAGAGUAUUGCUCGGGACACUUUGCUGUAAAUAUGCUUGUAACACUGACACUCCUAGGGCGUCAACAGUGAUUGUUGUUAAUAAUCUGUGAUUCAUUUACUGGAGAGUAAAGGAAAAAAAAAAAAACCUGUUGACAUAGAAGGAAUAACAGAGGCCCUUUUGCUUUAAUGUUUUUAACUCCUCAUGGUUUGAAAGUUGACAGAUGUUUCUAUGACUUGUAAAAAAAAAAAUGCAAAAGACAUGGACAUAAAGUCUUCAAUAUUUCAACCAUAGGAAAUUGUUUUUAAUAAACUAUUUUUUUACCAAAAACA
Solea solea (common sole) is the source of this 5857-nucleotide messenger RNA. RefSeq names its product SR-related CTD-associated factor 4a (gene scaf4a). Gene Ontology annotation, molecular function: RNA binding; RNA polymerase II C-terminal domain phosphoserine binding. The transcript is spliced from 19 exons. The record is from RefSeq and is a predicted model, not a curated record. Gene Ontology annotation, biological process: negative regulation of termination of RNA polymerase II transcription, poly(A)-coupled. The coding region runs from base 130 to 3642 and encodes 1170 amino acids. NCBI's taxonomy places the organism in Eukaryota, Metazoa, Chordata, Actinopteri, Pleuronectiformes, Soleidae. Gene Ontology annotation, cellular component: nucleus.